UUCAAAACACGUGUCUUUUCUUUAAAUUACAGUCAGCAAAAUAUUUUCUUUAGUAAAUUGUCAUUCGUAUAGCACAACGACGCCUCGUUUUAGACGUAAUUUCAUCCUCUCGAUCAAGCCUGUUUCAUUUGCUAUGAGGUUAAAGAGAGAAUUAAAAGAAAGCUUGCCUCCGACGAAAAGAUUAAAGACUCUAAGUCCAUCGGUUGUGUUUGAAAAUGAAGGUAACGCAUUAGAAGAAGGUGAAAAAUUAAGCGAUAAUUCAUCGGAAUGUUCGGCAGACUAUUGCCCAAGUACGUCUGAUUGUUCAUCUUCAAUAAACGAGGGUGAAUCGUCGACGGAGAUCCCACAAUGUCUCUCUUUGGAUUGUGAAAUGGUAGGUGUUGGUGUUCAUCGUUCAAGUUCAUUGGCCAGAUGCAGUGUGGUGAAUUAUGAUGGUGACGUUGUCUGUGAUGUUUAUGUCAAACCAGAAUUACCUGUGACAGAUUAUCGUACAAAAUGGAGUGGAAUUCAUAAAGGGGACUUGAGUGAUGGAUGUACUUUUCAAGAGGCAAGAAAACAAGUGCGAAAGAUUAUAAAAGGAUGUAGAUUGGUUGGUCAUUCAUUACACUCAGAUCUUCACGCAUUAAAUCUAUCUCAUCCACGGCAUUUAAUGAGAGAUACAUCAAAGUAUUGGCCAAUGAGAGGACUUGCUGGCUUGCAGAAUAAUGUAACACCUUCAUUGAAAUGUUUAGCAAGCAUUUUGUUAAGUCGUACAAUCCAAGAUGGUGAACAUUGCUCUGUUGAAGAUGCGCAUGCUGCAAUGUCCUUAUAUAAACUCUGUGAACAGCAAUGGGAAAAAGAAAUACGUGGUGAACUAAGCAAUCAGUCAUAUCUGUCUGACCUAUACUGGCCAUCUUGGACAAGAACAGGAUAGUAACAACUCAGGUUUAUUCACAAGCCAAGCAAUGUUGAAGAUAAAGUAAAAUAAAUUCAAUUAAUUUUAAAAACAUUUAAAUUCAUCAGCUUAAUCACAUAUAACUAUUUGAGAAAAAUUGAUGUGUUAAGAUGUAUAUUUUUAUAAACAGUAAUACCAAAAAUGUAAAGCAUGUGACAAUAUAA
Molecule: messenger RNA, 1098 nt
Organism: Dendronephthya gigantea
Lineage: Eukaryota; Metazoa; Cnidaria; Anthozoa; Malacalcyonacea; Nephtheidae
Product: apoptosis-enhancing nuclease-like
Exons: 1
Coding region: 134-913 (259 amino acids)
Biological process (GO): rRNA processing
Cellular component (GO): nucleus
Molecular function (GO): nucleic acid binding; 3'-5' exonuclease activity
Source: RefSeq, a predicted model, not a curated record